UAUGCGGGUUGUAAGCUACAUACUUCAUUGAAAGCUCAUUGAAGAGUACAUCCUUCCACGGCUUGCGGCGCAGACCGCGUCCGGGUUACCAAACAGCUGGCGACUCCGAUGCAUUCGGCGGCUCUGCACAUCAAGCUGGCCCCUUUGGGUCUUGGCUCAGCUGUAUCAACAAUGACGUCACCACCCGCGAGCUUUGCCGUGCUCGUUCCUACGUCCAUUGCCUCUUCCCUAUAUCACCUUGGUAUUCAUUUCUUGUCCCUAACCUAUCAAAUUGAUGUCCUCCACGGCACUCUGUGGCUAAAGAGGUGCGCAAAGACUGCUAAAUGGCUUAAACCACGCGAAUGGCCUUUGCGAUCGCGAGUUGACACAACCACCAGAACUCCUACUGGAUCUGCACCCUGUUUGACAGGAACUCUUCAACACGCGCCUUAUAGGCGCCUAUUUUUGGAUCGAUUGGUUCGCUCAGCCUAUUUGACGUUCUGCAACCGCAAGUCAAAACGCGCCGCCCCUGUCGCGUUACCUCGAUGUUAGCUCACGAUGUAAGUUAGGGGUCUUCAGAAGUUGUUCCUAGUGAACGAGAUGCAUUCAGCCAUGUUGAAGGAGAGUCUCUCAGAUGUGAGAAUGGAACAUGGGAUAGUAUGAUAAG
Messenger RNA from Alternaria alternata, 646 nucleotides. RefSeq lists its product as hypothetical. NCBI's taxonomy places the organism in Eukaryota, Fungi, Ascomycota, Dothideomycetes, Pleosporales, Pleosporaceae. The record is from RefSeq and is a predicted model, not a curated record. The coding region runs from base 109 to 531 and encodes 140 amino acids. The transcript has a single exon.